Messenger RNA from Symbiodinium sp. CCMP2456, 2160 nucleotides. The record is from the annotation of a GenBank genome assembly. Lineage: Eukaryota; Dinophyceae; Suessiales; Symbiodiniaceae.
GCCGUUUGUGGAGUCGACCCCGCCACGCAGCAGCUGCUCGAAAUGUUCGACCGACUGGAUCGGGGGUUGGGAGCAGACGAUCCGGAUGAUUACUUUGAGAAGGUGCUAGAGGCAAUCAAGCAGCACCCUCUGUUUGAUGCAUUCGAGUCGGAGAUGCAAGUCGAGUAUGAGAACAUGUGGUGUUUUGCAGAAGACCCUCAGAGCGCAAGCGAAGAUGCGGAUGCUUUCAGAGAGUUCUUGGCGGACCAGGGUGCAGUCGUUCCGGCUGGCAGCCAGGCAGCAGCGCAUCCGCUUACCAGCAAGACUGAUGGCAACAAGGUGCCGCCAAGCAAGCUCGGCGACUUGGCUUCGGCUGGCCGCCAGGCUUCAAAUGUCGCAGGCUCUGACUCCGAGAGCGACUCCGAAACGAAUCGAGCCUUGCAGGCGGUGCAAGAUGCUUUCCGAAGAGCUCCUGCAGUGGAUAUAAUGGGCAAUAUGGGGGCCUUGCAAAAGUCGGGGCAGCAAGCAGACGAAGAGGAGGAAAGCGUCAGCAGCAGCAGCAGCAUUGGCUCGGGCUCGCUUCUGAAAGCUGAGGAGCCGGUUCAACAGGACAACGUGGACUUCAAGUUGAAGCCACCUGCAUCUUUUGAUGAUAGUUUUGCCUGGUUCUUCUUACGCGAGGCUUGGCCAAAGCUCAGCUUAGAAGAGCGACAGAACUGCCGCCGCAACGUGACCAAGAGCACACACGCACUGGGUGAGCGCGUGUCUCGGGGCGCUGGCAGCCGGCUGCCAAUUGAGCGUUUCAAGAAGAACUACCUCUUGAAGACCGUGCACCCGCUGCUGACACGGUCCGGCCCCGCCGAGGAUCAGCAUGGAUGUCUUUUUGCUGAGUUUGGUGAUCUGGCCUGCGGCCAAGCCUUUUGCGAGAAGCACCAACGAGUGUGUGUAGUCCACGAAGUGCCUUUUUUGAUUAUUUGUGGCUACAGCUGCAAGAAUUUGAGCAAGCUGAAUGCCAGCAGCCGCGCAGGCGUUCUGCGAGCUGGCCUUGGGUCCAGCGGGGAAACCUGCGACCACCUCCUGAACUACCUCAGCUCUUUCCGCCCAGCGGUUGCUUUGCUCGAAAAUGUGGAGGAGAUGGCCCGGGACUCUGAGGACAGCGAUAACGUCGCUUACUUCCUUGGCAGGCUGGAGGAGAUGGACUACGCUUUUGCCACGAAACUCCUCGACUCCUCGAACUACGGUUUGCCGCAAAAGCGGCUGCGCUCGUUUCAAAUUUUGCUGAACCGCAGGGUUUUUGAGUCUGCAGAUGCUUUGGACAAAAUCGCUCAGAAGAUGAUGAGCACGGCUGUGCGACUGGCCUGCGGGAAACCAGAGUCCUUGCGGUUUUUUCUAGACGCGGACGACGACCCCUAUGUCGAAGCCGAGUUUUUCCGCAAGAUCGAUGCCCAGCAAAAGCUUGCGCAUGCAACGCAAGAGCGGCAUGCUCAAGAGACGUGGCGCCAGAAGCACCGUGAGUUUUUCGCUUCAAAGAAGGUGGCCUGGUCGCAGCUGGUUGUGCCCGCGGAUAUCCAGAACAGCCCUUGGUUUGGAUCCCUGUCAAGCAGAGAGAAGGAAACUCUGGCAUGGGGCCUCAUGAGCAGCGGCUACAAGCCCGAAGGCAGCGAGGAGGCCGCGACCAAGUCGGCUGCUGGUCUGGACUGCGCUGACAAGGAGGAGCAGCCGGAUUCGGCUGCCAGCCAGGAAAUCAAAAGCAACAAGGAUUCGGCUGACAGCCAUAGGCGGCAGGAGUUCCGGUUUGUUGCCGUGGAUCUGUCGCAGCGCAUCGAUCGCGUGAGGACCAGCACUGCAGGCCCGAUUUUCACCAUGCUGCCGUCUCAGAAGGUCUGGAUCUGGAGCUCACUCCACAACCGUCUGUUGACGGGUCGGGAGGCGCUCAGGCUGCAAGGCUACCCGCUGGAACCGGGGAUUUCGAAGGACGAGAUCUCGGAUCCGCAGAUGGCGGACUUGGCGGGCAACGCAUUCCCCGCAACAGUCGUCAUGGCACUGCUACUCGGAAUCUACUCGCAUUUGCCAGACUACGUGUGGACAGAUGACGAGAAUGUGCCAGCAGUGAGCAGGCCUAGGAUGUCGGAGCCCGAAGAGCUGCAGCUUGUCCUCCAGGGCUUGGACGACAGCGACUGA